Molecule: messenger RNA, 8371 nt
Organism: Cynoglossus semilaevis (tongue sole)
Lineage: Eukaryota; Metazoa; Chordata; Actinopteri; Pleuronectiformes; Cynoglossidae
Gene: muc2.1
Product: mucin 2.1
Exons: 45
Coding region: 346-8271 (2641 amino acids)
Cellular component (GO): extracellular matrix
Molecular function (GO): protein binding
Source: RefSeq, a predicted model, not a curated record
CAAUAACCUGUUAAAGUCAAAGCGCAGUGUGUUGUGAAUUAGCCCAAAACAUACUGCAUAGCAUAAGAUUUUUCAAAUUUACCUUGAACUUUCUCUUUGGGUUAAUGUUUUUAUUACGUUGACAGAAACCAUCAGUGGCUUUAAAACAUGUUGGAACAAUUGUUAGCUGGUGAUAAUGAGGAAUGAGUUUGGUUUAAAGGCGUGCAAAUUUUGAACUGCAUGUUUGUCUUGGUGAUAAAGUUAAGGUUACUUAAAAAGUAGGUGGGAACACAUGCAGAUAAAUCUCAGUAUAAAAGCCUUCCAUCUGUCAUCUGGGUGAUACCUGCUCUGGUGACAGCAGCAACCAUGGAGGGGAGGUGUGUGUGGUUGAGUUUGUUCUCACUGUGUGUUGUCACUGUCCUUCAUGUACAAGCCAGAACCGUUCGUAACCACGUCAGCAGCAUCUGUAGCACAUGGGGCAGAAACCACUUCAAGACAUUUGAUGGUGAUGUGUACCAGUUCCCGGGCCCCUGUGAAUACAACCUGGUGUCUGAUUGCCAUGAGACCUAUCAGGAGUUUUCUGUUCACAUCAAGAGGAAAGAGGUGGAGGGGAAUCCUACUGUCAGCCACCUGGUGGUCACUAUCAAUGACCUUGUAUUCCACCUCAGCAAGAAUCUGGUCUCCGUAAACGGUGACAUUGCCAACUUGCCAGUCUACCAGUCAGGGGUGCAGGUGGAAAGAAAUGCAGUUUACGUCAAACUCCAGUCCAAAGUUGGCAUCACUGUCCUGUGGAAUGGGGACGAUGCAGUCAUGGUCGAACUGGAUCGGGACCUUGUCAAUACAACAUGUGGACUUUGUGGAGACUUUAAUGGACUUCCAGUCUACGAUGAGUUCAUUUUCGAUGGCCGCAUAACCAGCUCUAUUGAGUUUGGCAACAAACACAAGAUCCAUCAGCCAAACGAAGACUGUGAGGAUCCCUAUGAGGAGGACAGCGACUCAGAUGAAACUCAGACAGUGCCAGAGUCAUGCAAAGAGUUUCAAACUCAAUGUAGCAAAAUGCUACAGUCAAGUCUUUGGAGCUCUUGCGCCGCACUGAUUGACCCUCAGCCUUACAUCCAGGCCUGUGUCCAGGACAUGUGUGGCUGCAGCACGGCCAAUGACUUCUGUGUCUGCAGCACACUGUCUGAGUUUUCACGGCAGUGUUCCCAUGCAGGAGGAGAACCUCCCAACUGGAGAACAGUGGAGUUUUGUGCUAAACAGUGUCCAUUGAACAUGGUUUACAAAGAGAGUGGCUCACCCUGCAUGGACACUUGCACCAUUAGGGACACAAGCUCAAUGUGUGAGGAACACAAAAUGGAUGGGUGUUUCUGUCCUCCUGGAACUGUGUUUGACGAUAUUUCCAAGAGAGGCUGUAUAAAUCAGUCCGAGUGUCUGUGCAAACAUGACAGAGUCUACGCCUCAGGAGAGAUUUACCAACAGGACCGAGAGGAGUGUACAUGUUUAAAUGGUGAGUGGUCAUGUCAAAGUCUCCAAAAGCCUGAUACGUGUGCCGUGGAGGAGGGUUCCCAUAUAACAACCUUUGAUGGGAAAAGCUUCUUGUUUCAUGGAGAAUGUCAAUACACCCUGGUUAAAGUGGACAGCAAGGAUGACACAAAUCCUAAAUUUACCAUCAAGGCUCAACUUAUGCCCUGUGCAAACCAAAUGCAUGACACUUGUCUCAAAUCCCUUACAGUACAGCUGAACAAUGAUAUAAGCAAUGUUUUAACAUUCAUGUCAGACGGAACAGUGAAGCAGAAUUCACAGAUUGUCAGUUUGCCAUACCAGAUACAAGGGGUUGUCUACAUAUUCCAUGCUUCAUCCUUUCACAUCAUGCUUCAGACAAGCUUUGGAUUACAAAUACAGAUUCAGCACGUGCCAAUGAUGCAGGUUUACAUCAGCCUGGAGCAGAACUACAGGUCAAAGACUCGAGGAUUAUGUGGAAACUACAACAUGGUUCUGGCUGAUGACAUGAAGACACCUCAGGGGAGUGUGGAGGGAACAGCAGUAUCAUUCAGUAACUCUUGGAAAACUAACCAGGGGUGUCCAGACAGGAAGGAAAGACUGGAAGACCCCUGCUCUCUCAGUAUGGAAAAUGAGUGGUAUGCCAAACACUGGUGUGCCUUGCUGCUGCAGACAAACAGUACAUUUUCACUGUGCCAUUCACUGGUUGAUCCUGAGCUUUACCACAAGCGAUGUAUUUAUGCCAGUUGUAACUGUGAAAAGAACGAGGACUGCCUGUGUGCUGUCUUCUCCUCUUAUGCACGAGCUUGUGCGUCUAAAGGAGUAUUCCUGACAGGCUGGAGAGAGAAUGUGUGCGAUAAAUACUCAAAGAACUGCCCGGCAUCUCAGACCUUCACCUACAAAAAUCAGAGAUGCCAGAUGACAUGCAGCUCUCUGGGCUCAGUGCAGCAAAGCUGCAGCAAUGACUUCUUGCCUGUAGAUGGCUGCACUUGCGCUGAGGGUCUUUACCUGAACGACGAAGGCAUCUGUGUCCCCAUGGCCAAGUGUCCUUGCUUCUAUAAUGAAGGCAAAAUAAAGCCGGGAAAAUCUUUUAACAUCAAAGAUGAGCACUGCGUUUGCACCAAUGGAGUGCUUCACUGUCAUUCCUUGAGAUCCCGAUCACUGACCUGCCCUUCUCCAAAAGUAUUUUUCAACUGUUCCACUGCCAGUACAGGAGAGCUUGGAGUCCAGUGUGCUCGAACAUGUUUAAAUCUGGAUAAUGACGAUUGUGACUCAUCGGAGUGUGAAUCUGGCUGCCGUUGUCCCAGUGACCGCCUUGAUGAUGGAAAAGGUUCCUGUGUGAUAGAAGAAGAAUGUCCCUGUCAACAUGAUGGACGUCUGUAUGCAAGAGGAGCCCAAAUUCCCAACCAGUGUAAUACUUGUACCUGCAGAAGUGGAAAGUGGGACUGCACAGAGAAAAAAUGCCCAGGAACCUGCACUAUUUAUGGAAGUGGUCACUACACUACUUUUGAUCAACGGAGAUAUGUCUUUCAUGGACACUGUGCCUAUAUAGCUGUGAAGAACAAAUGUGGCAACAAAACAGCACAGCAGAACUUUGGGGUUAUCACAGAAAAUGUGCCAUGUGGAUCCACAGGUACCACAUGCUCCAAAACUGUCAGAGUCCAACUUGGGCGAACAGAAAUUAAACUCUCAAAAGGAAAACAUGAAGUAGAGGACCUGGGAACAGGCCCUUGGAUUUUUUACAGAAUAAGAAAGUCUGGUUUGUAUCUGGUUGUUGAAACUGCCAUUGGCCUGGCUGUUGUGUGGGACCGCAAAACAACUGUUCACAUCAUACUUGAGCCACAGCACACUGGGGAGGUGUGUGGUCUGUGUGGAAAUUUUGAUGGUGAUGGCCAGAAUGACUUCACCACUCAGGGCCACUUGCUAGUUGGCAAAUCAUUAGCGUUUUCAAACACCUGGAAAGUAUCCAGCAGCUGCCCAGAUGCCGAUACAAACAUGAACCCCUGCGAAACCACACCCAAACGAAGCCACUGGUCCAAAAUUAUGUGUAGCAUUAUAACUGGAGAUACGUUCAAAGACUGCCAUACUAAGGUAGAUCCCCUGCCUUUUUUUGAAAACUGUGUAAGAGACUCAUGUGCCUGUGACACUGGAGGAGACUGUGAGUGCUACUGUGCAGCAGUGGCAGCGUAUGCUCAAGCUUGUAAUGAAGCAAGUGUCUGUGUUUCAUGGCGAACUCCAGAAAUUUGUCCUGUCUAUUGUGAGUAUUACAACGGUCCAGAAGAAUGCAGGUGGCACUACGAGCCGUGUCAUAAGGCUUGCUAUAAGACCUGUUUGAAUCCUGAAGGAACUUGUAUCAACCCUUUACCUAACCUGGAAGGUUGUUAUCCUGUUUGCCCUGAGGAUAAACCCAUAUUUGAUGAGGAGAAUCAGACAUGCGUAGAAGAUUGCCCUGGUUGUUACUAUAAUGGAAGUAGAUAUGAAGAAAAUGAAGUUAUUUUUAAUGUGACAGAUAAUUUAGGAAUGUGCUACUAUGCAAUCUGCAUCAACUCAACCGUAAAAUAUCGAGAAGAACCAUGUAGCACCACCACCACUGUCCAGCCAUCAACAACCACUACUCCACAUGUAACUACAACCACAACAAUAACAACACCACCAACUGUACCCACUACUACAACUGGAGCGGGAAGUUCAACAACCACGCCUCAUCUGACUAAGUCUACUACAACCUCUGAGAAACCAACAACAGUUAUUUCUACACUGCCACCAACUGUACCCACUACUACAACUGAGCCCCCCACUACUACUCCACAUGUAACUACAACCACAACACUAACAACACCAACAACAGUGACUACAACAAUUGCUACAACAAAAUCAACAACAAUUAUUACUACUACCACUGGGGAGAUAGUUUCAUCUUCUACAACACAACAGACUACAACACCAGAGAAGUCAACUGUAACCACAUCAACUUCACCACCAACCAAAUCCACUACUACAACUGGAGUGGGAAGUUCAACAACCACGCCUCACCUGACUGAGUCUACUACAACCUCUGAAAAACCAACAACAGUUAUUUCUACACCGCCACCAACCGUACCCACUACUACAACUGAGCCCCCCACUACAACUCCACAUGUAACUACAACCACAACAAUAACAACAUCAACAACUUUGCUGACUUCUACUGCUUCUACAUGUAGCAAAACAUGUGAGUGGACGGAGUGGUUUAAUGUGCAUGAUCCGUUAGUGGACAAAAGUGACUGGGAGACAUAUAAAAAUAUCACUGACAGUGGAAAGACGAUAUGUGAAAAACCCUGGGAUAUAGCAUGUAGACCAGCAGAUUAUCCUAGUGUAGACUUUGGUGACUUUGUGGAACAAAGUCAACAAGUUGUCACCUGUGAUGUGACUUUUGGUUUAAUAUGUAAAGAGAAAGACCAGACUGCCCGUCCGUUUAAAUGUUUUGACUACGAGAUCCAAGUUUGCUGUGAGGAAGAUAUUUGUAUCAGUACAACUACACCCACAGCUACUACAACAUUAGCUACAACAACACCAACAAAAAUUACCACUACUACCACUGGGGAGAUAGUUUCAUCUUCUACAACACAACAGACUACAACACCAGAGAAGUCAACAACAGUUAUUUCUACACUGCCAACAACUACUACAACACCAGAAAAGUCACCUGUACCCCCAUCACCUCCCCCCCCAACUGUACCCACUACUACAACUGAGCCCCCCACUACUACUCCACAUGUAUAUACAACCCCAACAAUAACAACACCAACAACUGUACCCACUACUACAACUGAGACCCCCACUACAACUCCACAUGUAUAUACAACCCCAACAAUAACAACACCAACACCAGUGACUACAACAUUAGCUACAGCAAAAUCAACAACAAUUAUUACUACUACCACUGGGGAGAUAGUUUCAUCUUCUACAACACAACAGACUACAACACCAGAAAAGUCACCUGUACCCCCAUCACCUCCCCCCCCAACUGUACCCACUACUACAACUGGAGUGGGAAGUUCAACAACCACGCCUCACCAGACUGAGUCUACUACAUUAGAAACACCAAUAACUGGGCCCCCUCCUACAACUGUUCCACCCCCAAAAACCACACCUCAAGUUGUUGAAAGUACUACAUCUUCCUUCCAGAGUACUUCCACAGUUCAAGGCCAGACCAGUACAGUCAAGUUAACAAGUGUUCAAACUACAACUCGAGCUACAACUAACAAGCAGACUUCAUCCACAUCUCCCACCCAGUUGUCUUCUACAACUGUAAAACCAACAACAACAACAACAAAACAUACUACUCCAACAACGGAACCUCCAACAUCAACAACACAUAUUACAACAGAAUGCGUCUGCAUUGUUAAUGGCACAAUAUAUAAACCAGGUGAGAUAAUAUUUGAUAGGAAAGACCUGGGGGCAAAUAUAUGUCUUACAAUGAUUUGUUCCGAUACUUGUGAGAUACACAACACAACUGAUUCCUGCACCACAACUACGCCAAUGCCUACAAUUUCCACUACCCCAAAACCUGGAUGUCCUGAGUGGGACGCAGAUGAAAAUGAGAUUUUUUAUUUCUGCAACUGCACUAUGGCCAAAUGCAUUGAAAAUAACACAAUUGAGAUUGUUCCAUAUGAAUGUCCACCCCUCAAGAACAUAACUUGUGCAAAUGGAAAGAAGCCAGUUCUGGUUUAUGAUGAGUACUACUGCUGCCAACAGUAUGCCUGUGACUGUGUGUGUGAAGGCUGGGGAGAUCCUCAUUACAUCACAUUUGAUGGACUCUACUACAGUUACCAAGGAAACUGUACCUAUGUUCUGAUGGAAGAGAUUACAGCAAAACAUAAACUAAAGAUUUAUAUCGACAACGUCUAUUGUGAUCCAAAUGAAGAUGUUUCUUGCCCGAGAUCACUGAUAGUGUCCUACAGAACACAAGUUGUCAAACUCAUAAAUUACAACCUCAUGGGAACAGCGCAGUUGGAGGCCCUAAAGGAUGGUACACGUCUGAAACUUCCUUAUUCACAAUAUGGCGUUAAGGUCCUGAGUUCUGGCCUAAACAUGGUUUUGGAGAUCCCUCAUUUAAGAGUUGUUGUUACAUUUGGAAUAACUGGCUUUAGUGUUACUCUCCCAUACGAAUUCUUUGGCAAUAAUACACAGGGCCACUGUGGAACAUGCAACAACAACCGUGCUGAUGACUGUAUGUUGCCUGGACAUCAGCUUGUUGAAAGUUGUGCAGUCAUGGCUGACUACUGGGUUGCAGAAGACAUAUAUCAACCCAACUGUAAAAAACCAUCUGUCCCGCCCACCACCGGACCUGAGCCUUCACCAAACCCAACUGUUACUCCAUGCAGGCCAGACAGCAUUUGUGACCUUCUCUUUGACAGUGUCUUUGCAGAAUGCCACGCGUUUGUCUCACCAGACAAUUUCUAUAGAGGUUGUGUCUUUGACAGCUGCCAUGUCAUUAACCCAAUGGUAGAGUGCACAAGUUUGCAGACUUAUGCCGCUGCAUGUGCUCAGGCUGGAAUUUGCCUUUACUGGAGGAACCAUACCACCAUAUGUCGUAAGAAAACUGUCAUUUUUCUACCACCAACAUGUGAAGACAAUCCUAAUGAUGUGACUAUGAACUUCACCACCGAAGGCUGCUUUUGUCCAGAAGGAAUGAAGCUCUUCAACAAAGAGUCCGGCGUGUGUGUAGAUAAGUGUGGGUGUCUUGAUCCUGAAGGAAAUCCUCGUGAGUUCGAGGAGAGUUUUGAGUACAAGUGUCAGAACUGCGUCUGUAAAGAGUCCACCAAGACUGUGAUUUGUAAGCCAAAGGUGUGCAAUCCACAACCCGUGGUUAACUGCACCGCUCCAGGAUUUGUCCUCAUCAACCAAACGGAUCCGUCAGACCCUUGUUGUUUCAAAUAUGUUUGUCAAUGUCAAAGCAAUACCUGUCCAGGGAGUAGCAUGAACUGUCCAGUUGGAUACAUACCUGUUGUCACUGUCCCUGAGGGAAAAUGCUGUCCAGAACACAAAUGUGAGCCUAAAAGGGUUUGUGUGCACCACGAUGUUGAAUACCAGCCUGACUCCUCGGUUCCUGUGGUAGACUGCCAGGAUUGUGUCUGCACCACUGAGGUUGACCCCAAAUCUGGUCUGUUCAAAAUAGAUUGUGAAAUGAAAGUAUGUGAAGAAACCUGUGAACAGGGAUAUUCAUAUAAGGAAAACAGAUCAGAUGAAUGCUGCGGCACGUGUGUACAAACACACUGUGUUGUCAACGUUACCAGUACCACAAAGCUGCUGAAGGAAGGAGAAAGCUGGGUUUCACCUGAGAACAGAUGUGAGAGUUUCACCUGUGUGAGGAGCGGUCAGGCUUUAGUAGUCACCAGCUCAUAUAGUGUAUGCCCACCAUUCGAGCUCAGCAACUGUCAUCCUAAUACAGUCCAAACUGCAGCCAAUGGGUGUUGUACAACCUGUGUGGAAAAGGAGAAGGCCUGCAAGUUAGUGACCAUGAAAGACUACAUAAGGCACAAAGACUGCCAGUCCUCUGAGGAGAUGGAUAUUCCCUACUGUGAAGGGUCCUGCAACACCUUCACCAGGUACUCUGAAGCAGCAACGGGCGAGCAGCAGUCCUGUGCCUGCUGUAAGGAGAAACAAUUCAGCAAACGCAAAGUUGACCUGCUCUGUCUGAACGGAGACGUGGUCUCCUACACAUACACACAUGUGGAGGAGUGUGCCUGCAGCACCAUGGAGUGCACUGGGCCGUCUGGUCGCAGGAGGAGAAGCAUUACGUGGUUCUAAUAUGGGAUUAAAAACAUUUUUCUAUGUUACACACAUCUUUGACGGUAAUUGUCUUUGAUGGAAAUAUUUAUCACUUCACCAAUUAAAAACCUGCAACUUA